Molecule: messenger RNA, 2427 nt
Organism: Pseudopodoces humilis (Tibetan ground-tit)
Lineage: Eukaryota; Metazoa; Chordata; Aves; Passeriformes; Paridae
Product: epidermal retinol dehydrogenase 2-like
Cellular component (GO): lipid droplet
Molecular function (GO): oxidoreductase activity, acting on the CH-OH group of donors, NAD or NADP as acceptor
Source: RefSeq, a predicted model, not a curated record
GAUCGAGGGCCGUGGGCAGCCGGGAGCUGCGGGGCAGCGUCCUGGGAAGGCGGCCCGAAGGGGAGGUGGUAUCUGAAGAAACAGUCUGAAGAUGAACUUCUUCCUGGAAACAUUAAGAUGCAUUGUACUUUUUGUUUAUUAUUUACUGGAGUCACUGGUGUUCUUGGUUGUUCCUGGACGAAAGAAGAAUGUUAGUGGUGAAAUCGUAUUAAUUACAGGAGCAGGAAGUGGCAUUGGAAGAGUCUUGGCAAUAAAGUUUGCCAGCCUUGGAGCCACAGUGGUCCUCUGGGAUAUUAAUCAAGAAGGGCUCAACUGUGCCGUUAGACUGGCCAGAGAAAAUGGGGCAGGAAGAGUACACUCUUACAUCUGUGACUGUAGCAAAAGACAGGAUAUCUACAGAGUAGCUGACCAGGUUAAAAAAGAAGUUGGCGAUGUCAGCAUCCUAAUCAACAAUGCUGGUAUUGUAAUCGGGAAGAGAUUUCUUGAUUCUCCAGAUUCACUUCUAGAAAAAACCAUGGAAGUGAACACAAUGGCACACUUCUGGACUUACAAAGCCUUCCUCCCAGCAAUGAUUGCCGCUAACCAUGGACACUUGGUUAGCAUAACAAGCUGUGCAGGACUGUGUGGAGCCAAUCAGGUUUCAGAUUACUGUGCAAGUAAAUUUGCAGCAAUCGGUUUUGCUGAAUCAAUUGAUAUGGAGAUGAGAGCUUUGAGAAAAACUGGUGUUAAAACCACAAUUGUAUGUCCUUUCGCUAUAAACACAGGAAUGUUUGAUGGUGUUAAAUCCAAAUGGCCACGUCUGGCUCCUGUUCUGGAUCCAGAGUAUGUGGCUGAGAGGAUAAUCAGUGCUGUUCGGCAGAACCAAGAAGUAUUGUUCAUACCACGCAUCAUUUAUACUUUACAUUUUUUGAAAAGCUUCCUACCAGUGAAAGCAGCUGUUCUCCUGUUAGACUACUUUGGAGCCUUUGAUAUCAUGAAUACCUUCAAAGGUCGACCAAAGAACGAGUGAAAAAGCACAAAAUUCAGACACCAGCAGCUUUAAAGUGAAUGUUGUUAAAGGUGGUGGUGGGAAAAGUUUGCUUCACUAGCAGCUGUGAACUUUGGGUGCCUCAUUUCUCAACAGCAACAAGAUUUUGAAGAGUUGCUUUUUAACUGCCAAUCAACAGCUUUCAUCUGAACUAUUUUUUUUUAGUGCAGCAAAUUGUUUUCACCCCAUUAUGGAAAUACAUUAAUUGAAUUUAGUUGCUUUGGUUUAUAAUGCCUUAAAUGGGAUCCUGCAUCACAAACCAAUAAUUGGCAACUCUGGGGGGAAGAAAAGACCGAGAAAUCACAAAUAUUUAGCAGGUAGCCAGAAAAACUUGGAGUGGAUCUGACUUCUUGUUGCCAUUCAGUGAACCACGAGGAUGGGCUGUACUGCUGGUGCCAUGACCAUUCCCUGGUAAGAGAGAAAUUCAAGAAUUUCCUCAAACAACAGAUUCUAACUCUUACAAAUGAAAGUUUUGUGAGAUAAAAAUAUGCACUGUGUUGUUAAAAAAAAUAAAAUUACACUUAUUAACUUUGGAGGUGUGAUCUCUCAACAUACAGAUGACAAUGGAUGUUGGGGCAGGGACAAGGAAAGAUAUGUAAAUUAAGCAUUUGUGUUGCUAAUCUACUUUGUGCCUAAUUUAUUUUAAAAACUAAUACCAUGACUGCAACUUUGUAACAGAAGUCUUUGUAUCUUUUAAGUACAGUAUUUUAAGAACUAUUUUUAAUUGUCAUCUCCUGGGAAGAAUAAACUUGUAUUUAUAAAGCAUGAGACUUCCAGUCUAGGUGGGCUAUUCAAUGUCUUGUCAACAAGACAACGAACUACUAUAAGAAAGGGUAUUGUCUUGUAUAAUAGGGGUUUCUCUUGGGAUUAUUUCAGAAGGCAGUGAUGGUGGCAGAGCUGAAUGGUAUCAUUACAGCUGUCCUUUGAGUAACAGCAUAGUGUUUAGCUUCUCUGAGUUGGGUGACAGGUUGCCUUGUGUCUACAGAGACUUGUUUUACUUUCCCUUUACUCUUAGGACUCAAUUUAUUUUGAGCAUAUGCCGAAGACGCAUUGCCCUUUUUGACAAUGGAUGCUUAGAAAGCUACCUUGACUUUUUGUAAUCCAAAGCAAGAAAAAGGAAGCUUAUGUGUAUGUCACUUCUGUACAUGCCAAGUCCACUUCAUGUCACGGUUCUCUGCUAGCAAUUGGUACAGCAACUGAAACAGUAUGGAGAAAAGGAGGACUUUUUUAAUGGGGAGUCUUUUCCUUUAAAUGAUGGCCCAAUAACUACCUUCAUUUCCCUUGUCUAUACAAUUAGUAAAUAGCAAUUAGCAGAGAAAGGUUCGCAUAGCACUGUUUUACUACUGAUGAGCAAGAAACACUGAGUAAAACAAGUACGUUAAAAAUCACCUUACCUUUAU